GAGGGGUAUCAGUCUGAACUUAGAAUCCAUCCGCAUCAGUUUCAAUGAGACAGUGUGUAUUUGCGAUCAGAAACAGCCUCACAGAUGCAGCAGAUCGACGAUAUGGAGGUACCUAUACUUAAUGAUAAUAACAGUAACAGGCAGAAGUCUCUGGGUCAGGACAGGGAUGGGUUCGGCCAUCAGCAGAAGGAUUCGGAGGGGUCCAUGGAGUCCCCCAACCUGGAGUUUGAAUAUGGGGACACUGACAGCUUCACCGCAGAGCUUUCAGAGCUGUACAGCUACACAGAAGAACCAGAGUUUAGCCUAAACAGAGACUACUUUGAGGAAGACUUCAAGAACCAUGUUAAGGGUCGGAGGUGGAUGGAGUUGAGUCUGGAAGAGCAGAAAGCUUAUGUGAUGAGACUGUUGGAUGCUCUGGAGGUCACUGACCGAGACAAGAGGCUCAAAGUGGCCCGAGCCAUCCUGUAUCUGGCCCAAGGUGUAUUUGAUGAAUGUGACACAGAGACAGAUGUUCUCUACUGGUCUCGACACAAUGUUUUCCUCCUGUACGACAUGGGCAUCUUCACUGCUUUGCUGGAGCUUCUCAGCAUGGAGAUCGAUAAUAACCAGGCAUGCAGCAGCGCAGUAAGAAAACCAGCCAUAUCCCUGGCAGACAGCACUGAACUCAGGGUUCUUCUGAGCAUCAUGUAUCUGAUGGUGGAGACCAUUCGAGUGGAAAUGGAUAGUGAUGCUCCUGAGAGGAAGACGGCAAGAGAGGCCUUCAAAGCAGAGUUGGGUUCACCCCUUUAUAAUGGAGAGCCCUUUGCUCUCCUCCUCUUCACCAUGGUAACCAAGUUUUGCAGUAUGAAUGCACCCCAUUUCCCCAUGAAGAAAGUGCUGCUCUUACUAUGGAAGACCAUACUGUUCACACUGGGAGGUUUCGAGGAGUUGUUGGAGAUGAAGGUGAGAACGAGAGAGCGAUUGAAUCUUCCGCCUCUCCCGGAGGACAGCAUUAAGGUGGUGCGUAACAUGCGCGCCGCUUCGCCUCCUGCCUCGGCCAUGGAGCUCAUCGAGCAACAGCAGCAGCAGAAGAGAGGACGCAGAAGUCGCAGGAGUGCCUUUGUUGAUAGCUUGGAAGGAGACACUCCCUAUGCCAAGAAACAGCCACUGGUCAAGCAGGAUAGUCUGGACACUUACAACGAACGGGACCCUUUCAAGAACGAUGACGCACGGGACGAAGAGGACGACCCGGAGGAUGUGGACAGUGGCAUCGAGGGAGAAGUCGACCCACUCGACAGGGAUGUCAUCAUUCAACCGCCACCUCCACCACCACCACUGCGGCCUCCAACAGAAAGAGUCUCCUUUCCUAAAGGACUGCCCUGGGCUCCCAAAGUCAGAGAGAAAGACAUCGAACACUUUCUGGAGACCAGCAGAAACAAAUUUAUCGGCUUCACUUUGGGAAAUGACACUGAGACUUUGGUUGGUUUACCACGGCCAAUACACGAGAGUGUUAAGACUCUUAAACAGCACAAGUAUGUCUCCAUAGCAGAGGUACAGAUCAAGAGAGAGGAAGAGCUACAGCAGUGCCCCAUGACUAUGGGGGACGAGGAAGUAGAAGAAACACCUGCAGAGAUUUUAUAUUUGGGAAUGCUGCCCAAUCUCUCACAGUAUGUAAUUGCCCUUUUGAAGCUCCUGCUGGCGGCAGCCCCAACCUCGAAAGCAAAGACCGACUCCAUCAACAUCCUGGCAGACGUCCUGCCAGAGGAGAUGCCAAUUACAGUCCUUCAGAGCAUGAAGCUGGGCAUUGAUGUGAACAGACACAAGGAGAUUAUCGUCAAAGCCAUUUCAGCUCUCCUCUUACUUCUGCUGAAACACUUCAAACUCAACCACAUAUAUCAGUUUGAAUACGUGGCACAACAUUUGGUCUUUGCCAACUGCAUCCCCCUCAUCCUUAAAUUCUUUAACCAGAACAUCAUGUCCUACAUCAGCGCCAAAAACAGUAUAUGUGCCCUGGAUUUCCCACAUUGUGUUGUUCAUGAAAUGCCUGAACUCACAGCUGAAAGCUUGGAAGCUGGUGACACGAAUCAGUUCUGCUGGCGUAAUCUUUUCUCCUGCAUCAACCUACUUAGGAUCCUAAACAAAAUCACUAAAUGGAAACACUCCCGAACUAUGAUGCUUGUGGUCUUUAAAUCUGCGCCCAUACUGAAACGAGCGCUCAAGGUCAAACAGGCCAUGAUGCAGCUCUACGUCCUCAAACUUCUUAAGAUCCAGACCAAAUACCUGGGACGCCAAUGGAGAAAAAGCAACAUGAAGACAAUGUCCGCCAUCUACCAAAAAGUCAGACAUCGACUGAAUGACGACUGGGCAUACGGGAAUGACAUUGACGCACGGCCGUGGGACUUCCAGGCUGAGGAAUGUGCACUCCGAGAAAGCAUUGAGAAAUUCAACACACGGCGUUAUGAUAAGAAUCAAAACAGCGACUUUAUACCCGUCGAUAAUUGCCUCCAAAGCGUUUUGGGUCAGCGUGUCGACUUGCCCGAAGACUUUCAUUACAGCUAUGAGAUGUGGCUAGAAAGAGAGGUCUUCUCACAACCUAUCCAAUGGGAAGGUCUGCUUCAGGCUCAGUGAUGCAAUAUUGAUUAUUAUCAUCAACCGAUCACAAUAUUAUAGAGGUGCUUUAUGUUUAAAAAAAGACACUUGUAUUCUUUAUUAAACUGACACAAUUA
Misgurnus anguillicaudatus (oriental weatherfish) is the source of this 2705-nucleotide messenger RNA. RefSeq names its product striatin interacting protein 2 (gene strip2). The record is from RefSeq and is a predicted model, not a curated record. Gene Ontology annotation, cellular component: cytosol. Gene Ontology annotation, biological process: cytoskeleton organization. Lineage: Eukaryota; Metazoa; Chordata; Actinopteri; Cypriniformes; Cobitidae.